AUGGUUCGUAGCUUGAGCUAUCUGGCCCUGGCCAGUACCGCCUCAGCGGCCUUCACUGGUAACAUGAACUACUUUUCUCCUUCGAGGCACCACGCAUCACUUGGUGUAUCAAUAAGCAAAGUAGCCAAGAGGACCUACCCGAAUGCACCCUGGGAUCCGAGCAAGUUGAAUUUCACCCACGGUAUCGCUUCCGGCGACCCGUACGAUAAUAGCGUCAUCCUAUGGACGAGAGCAGCACCGUCUAGUGAUAACAACAAAAGCAACGUAACGGUGUCGGGUUAUGUUCCUCUCUACGACCAUUCGACUGACCAGUAUGUCGCGAAGAGUGACUCGCCCGUUUGCGUGGAUUGGAAGAUUGGUACCUCGGAUUCGCUGGAAGAUGUUGUAGACUCUGGGACUGCGUAUACUAGUUCUGACAUUGAUUAUACUGUUAAGGUUGAAGCCAAGAACUUGAAACCUUCUACCACGUAUUACUAUCAAUUCAAUGUGUGUAACUCGAAUAAUACUUCUCCCGUCGGCCGUACCAAGACAAUUCCUUCUGCGAAUGACGAAGUGACUGAGCCAGUGAGACUUGCUGUAUACUCUUGCAGCAAUUAUCCGUUUGGAUUCUUCAAUGCGUACGGUAACCCAGUCAGAAAAGAUUCCGUCGAUUAUGUGAUCCACCUCGGCGAUUACAUAUAUGAAUAUGGUAAUGGUGAAUAUGGUUGGGGUAAUUCCUUCGACCGAAUCCCACUCCCAGACCGACAGAUUUUCACUCUAUAUGAUUACCGAAAACGUAUCGCUACUUACAGAACUGAUCUGGACCUACUUGCGAACCACCAAAACUUCCCUUGGAUUCCCGUCUGGGAUGACCACGAGGUUGCUGAUAACACAUGGCGCGAUGGUUCCUCUGAAUUGAACAAUACCGAGGAUUCCUUCGUAAUGGAUGGUGGAGUGGCAGUUGACCAACGGAAGAUGAAUGCUGUCCGCGCAUAUUUUGAGUGGAUGCCUAUUAGACAGGUUGAUAUGGACGAUAACCUACGAAUAUGGCGCAACUUUAAGUUCGGCAACUUGUUUGAUCUAGUCAUGUUGGAUACUCGUCAAUACGAUCGAGGCAUUACUGAUUUAUACUGGAAUACCGAGUACCUGGGUGAGAUCUACAACGACGCCAGCCGCACCCUCAUGGGACCGCGUCAAGAAGCCUGGUUUUACCGAACCCUACGUGAAAGUUCCACUCGAGGAGCUACGUGGCGUGUCAUUGGCAACCAAAUCGUGUUUAGUCGAAUAAACGAAAGCAUAAGCUCAGGCGCGGAUCUACCAUUCAAUUAUGACCAAUGGGAUGGGUACCAAGCAAACCGAAACCGCACGUUCCAAACCAUUUACGAUAACAACAUUGGAAACAAUGUCUUCCUCGCCGGGGAUUCGCACGCCUCCUGGGUAUCUGACCUCGUCUGGCUCGAUGAGCACCCUUACGACCCGGCUACCGGGUCCGGAUCUGUAGGGGUUGAAUUUGCGGGGUCUGCAGUCAGCUCUCCAUCCCCAGCUGGGCAGAACAUCACCAUCGACGCUGCGAGGGCUGCUUCGGAGUGGUUGACAGCUGCGAACUCGGAGCUUCAAUGGCAAGAUCUUUACUACCGUGGGUACUACGAGCUUUACAUCACCCAUGAGAAAGUAGACGCUGCUUUCUUUGGUAUCCCGACGACUACCGUUCGUAACGGAUACGAGAUUCCCCUAGCGAAUUUUACGGUUAUCGCCGGUGAGAAUAGCUUGCACCGCACAGACGGUUCCCCCGCUGUUGGGAACGUGGAAGCAGGUAGUCUAAAGGGCGGCAAGCCCACGUUCUCCAAUUUGACACAUGACACGGAGACUGGUUCGUGGUUCACUUACACUGGAGUCUAA
Hypoxylon trugodes is the source of this 1878-nucleotide messenger RNA. Its product is annotated as PhoD-like phosphatase-domain-containing protein. The coding region runs from base 1 to 1878 and encodes 625 amino acids. The transcript has 7 exons. The record is from RefSeq and is a predicted model, not a curated record. Lineage: Eukaryota; Fungi; Ascomycota; Sordariomycetes; Xylariales; Hypoxylaceae.